Molecule: messenger RNA, 1639 nt
Organism: Agelaius phoeniceus (red-winged blackbird)
Lineage: Eukaryota; Metazoa; Chordata; Aves; Passeriformes; Icteridae
Gene: CAMKV
Product: CaM kinase like vesicle associated
Biological process (GO): protein phosphorylation
Molecular function (GO): ATP binding; protein kinase activity
Source: RefSeq, a predicted model, not a curated record
CUCGGCCCCGGCCCGGCGCGGGAGGGCGGGCGGGAGGGGCGCGCUCCCCCCGAGCGGCGGCCCCGGGCCGCGGCCCCCCGUUGCGGUCGGAGAGGCGUGCAGCACCGGGCCCUGCGAUGCCGUUUGGCUGCGUGACGCUGGGAGACAAGAAAGAUUAUAACCAGCCGUCUGAGGUGACCGACAGAUAUGACCUGGGCCAGGUCAUCAAAACGGAGGAGUUCUGUGAAAUCUUCCGGGCCAAGGAGAAGACAACAGGGAAGUUGUACACCUGCAAGAAGUUUCUGAAGCGGGAUGGGCGGAAAGUGCGGAAGGCAGCCAAAAACGAGAUCAUCAUCCUCAAAAUGGUGAAGCACCCCAACAUCCUACAGUUGGUGGAUGUCUACAUCACCCGCAAGGAAUACUUCAUCUUCCUGGAGCUGGCCACUGGCCGGGAGGUCUUCGACUGGAUCCUGGACCAGGGCUACUACUCGGAGAAGGACACCAGCAAUGUCAUCCGGCAGGUGCUGGAGGCUGUCGCCUACCUGCACUCACUCAAGAUCGUCCACAGAAACCUCAAGCUGGAGAACCUGGUGUACUACAAUCGCCUGAAGAACUCCAAGAUCGUCAUCAGUGACUUCCACCUAGCCAAGCUGGAGAAUGGGCUCAUUAAGGAGCCCUGUGGCACCCCUGAGUACCUGGCUCCGGAGGUGGUGGGGCGGCAGCGGUACGGGCGGCCGGUGGACUGCUGGGCCAUCGGCGUCAUCAUGUACAUCCUCCUCUCGGGAAACCCCCCUUUCUACGAGGAGGCAGACGAGGAUGACUAUGAGAACCAUGACAAGAACCUCUUCCGUAAAAUCCUGGCUGGGGACUAUGAGUUCGAUCCGCCCUACUGGGAUGACAUCUCACAAGCGGCUAAGGAGCUGGUGACACGCCUGAUGGAGGUGGAGCAGGACCAGAGGAUCACGGCCGAGGAGGCCAUCUCCCAUGAGUGGAUCUCUGGGAAUGCUGCCUCUGACAAGAACAUCAAGGAUGGCGUCUGUGCCCAGAUCGAGAAGAACUUCGCCCGGGCCAAGUGGAAGAAAGCCGUGCGAGUGACCACGCUCAUGAAACGCCUGCGGGCGCCCGAGCAGUCGGAGACGGCGGCAGCCCCGGCCCCGGCAGCGACUCCAGCCCCGGCAGCGGCUCCGACCCCGGCAGCAACUCCAGCCCCGGCAGCUACCACGGCCCCGGCGGCGACCCCGGCCCCGGCGGCGACCCCGACCCCGGCCCCGGCAGCGACCCCGGCCCCGGCAGCGACUCCGGCCGCCGCCCCGGCUCCCGCCGCCGCGGCCGCGGAGCCCGCGACCACAGAGCCCGCCACCGCCACCGACACGGCCCCGGCCCCCGCCACGGAGCCCGCAGCCCCCUCCGCCACCGCCCCGGAGCCCGCAGCCCCCGGCACGCCGCCCGCCGCCGCGCAGCCCCCGGCCCCCGGCACACCGGCCGCCACCACAUGUACCGAGGCCGGGGCCGCCGCCGAGCCCCCCAGCGAGCAGAGCGGCUGAGCGGCCCCCGCGCCCCCUGUACAUAGCCCCGGCAUGGCCCCCCAGCCCCGCCUGCGCCCCCUUUUCUACGUGCCCCGCCGGAGAGCCGGCCGCGGGGCAGAGCCCUGCAUGGCGCC